CCUUUAUUAGACUAUAUUAAAUAGAGUAAACAUCGUUAAUAACUGUUUGCAUCCGGUUAUAUUAGUCUGAGCGCACUUUGACGCUUCUCGAGCUAGCUUAGCCCGCUAUUUAACUUAGCUUGUUAGCCGCUAACAAAGAGAGGCGGAAGUGAUCAAAACACAUCGCUAAGCAGAGAUCAAGUGUGAGUGUAAAGUGUUGUGAUUGUGUGAAAAUGUGCGAAAGAACGAUAGCAGAGUACGAGGAGGAACUUUGUCCAACAAAAGAGGAGAAGGAGCGACAACAUCAAAAACAUCAAGUUGUGUUACACAGAACAGACAUCCAUCAGCUGAUUGGACACCAAGAAGAAUGUCUCCCUCAUCUGCAGGGGGACAGUUUCACUUUAGAGGAUCCACAGCCCUCACAUUUUAAAGGGGACGAGGAGGAUCCACAGCCCCUUUAUUUUAAAGAGGAAGAGGAGGGAGAGUGUCCUGUAGGGCAGGAGGAGGCUGAUCUCACCAAGUUUCCACUGACUGUUGUCUCUGUGAAGACUGAAGAGCAUGAAGACAAACCACCUGAGUCCUCACAGCUUCAUCACAGUCCAAACGUCUGUGAAGAACAUCUUCUCUCUGAGCAACACAAGUGGAGCUUCAGGAUGGACAAGGAGGAACCACAGCCCUUCCACAUUAAAGAGGAAGAAGAGGCGCCACAUACAUUACAAAUGCAAAGGGAAGAAAAUAACCCACUGAACUCCCAUUUUAAAAAGGAAGAGGAUGAACACAGCAUCAGUCAAGAAUGGUUGGAGGAGUUCCAUGUGAUUGUGAAGAGUGAAGAUGAUGAGGUCAAAGGUGAGAGUGAGGAGAAGAGAGAGGCGGAGCCUCCAAGCAGCAGCUCAACUCAACACAUGACAACAGAAGCUGAUGGAGACCACUGUGGAGGAUCACAAGCAGACAAGCUCUUAGCUCCACUAUCAGAUAGUGAGGACACAACGUCACACUCUCCUGACACUGAUGAUGAACACUCUGAAGAUGAUAAGACAUGUCACACUGACAACACACACUUCACAUGUUCUCACUGCGACAAAACUUUUAAAUACCAUUGUCGUCUAAAAACACACAUGAGAAUACACACUGGAGAAAAACCUUUUCCAUGUUCAAUCUGUAGUAAAGGGUUUGUUCUAAGUGAACAGUUGAAAGUACACAUGAGAAUACACACUGGAGAGAAACCUUUUUCCUGCUCAGAAUGUGGUAGAGAUUUUAGACUAAAACACAUGCUGAAAGAACACAUGAGAAUCCAUACUGGAGAAAAACCUUUUUCAUGUUCAAUAUGCGGUAAAGAUUUUACCCGAAGGCACCAUUUGGAAACACACAUGAGAAUGCACACUGGAGAAAAACCUUUUUCAUGUUCAACCUGCGGUAAAGAUUUUACUCAAAGUCAAUAUUUGAAAACACACAUGAGAAUACACACUGGAGAAAAACCUUUUUCAUGUUCAAUCUGCGGUAAAGAUUGUACUCAAAGGCAAUAUUUGAAAACACACAUGAGAAUACACACUGGAGAAAAACCUUUUACUUGCUCAGAAUGUGGUAAAAGUUUUGUAAUGAAUCAAAGUUUAAAAAUACACAUGAGAAUACACACUGGAGAAAAACCUUUUUCAUGUUCAAUCUGCGGUAAAGAUUUUACUCGAAGGGACCAUUUCAAAGCACACGUGAAAAUACACACUGGAAAAAAACCUUUUUCCUGCUCAGAAUGUGGUAAAAGUUUUGUAAUAAAUCAAAGUUUAAAAGUACACAUUAGAACACACACUGGUGAAAAACCUUUCCUAUGUUCAGUAUGUGGUAAAAGUUAUAUAGAAAGACGGCAAUUAAAAUCACACAUGAGAACGCACUCUGGUAAAAAACCAUACUCCUGUUCAAGCUGCAACAAAAGCUUUCGUCACCUAAACACUCUUACAGCACACAUGAGAACACACACAGGUGAGAAAGUGUUGAGUUGCAGUGUGUGUGGUGAAAGAUUCUCUUAUAAAUACCAGUGUAAGAAACACAAGUGUGCUGGUGAGAACAGCAGCAGCAAAUGAAGAUGCAGGAUUUGAAAUAAACUGUCAAAACUUUCACUUUGACUUUCUAACAUCAGCACAUAUAACAUGUGUGACAUCAUUGUUGUGUGUGUAACACAAUCUUGUUAAUAUGAUUCUAACAUUUAUAGAUUAGACACUUCAGAUUAGUGCUUUUAUUUCAGUCAAGUACAUGCGUUAAUAUACACAUUUGUGUACUUUAAAAUGAACAGAACAAUUUGACUGAAAAGG
Molecule: messenger RNA, 2279 nt
Organism: Entelurus aequoreus (snake pipefish)
Lineage: Eukaryota; Metazoa; Chordata; Actinopteri; Syngnathiformes; Syngnathidae
Product: gastrula zinc finger protein XlCGF57.1-like
Exons: 3
Coding region: 213-2051 (612 amino acids)
Biological process (GO): regulation of transcription by RNA polymerase II; central nervous system development
Cellular component (GO): nucleus
Molecular function (GO): RNA polymerase II cis-regulatory region sequence-specific DNA binding; DNA-binding transcription factor activity, RNA polymerase II-specific
Source: RefSeq, a predicted model, not a curated record